Molecule: messenger RNA, 2539 nt
Organism: Oreochromis niloticus (Nile tilapia)
Lineage: Eukaryota; Metazoa; Chordata; Actinopteri; Cichliformes; Cichlidae
Product: zinc finger BED domain-containing protein 1
Exons: 2
Coding region: 688-2295 (535 amino acids)
Molecular function (GO): DNA binding
Source: RefSeq, a predicted model, not a curated record
CCACCUCAGGUUGGGUGGAAGAGAUAGAGGUAGUGGCUGGGAAUCUAUGCUUAGUGCUGUACCAAUGAAAGGACCCAAAUAAGCAGCAGGUAAUGGAUGAAGAAAAGUAAAUAAAGCUUUAAAAUACAUGUAGCAGUGUAACCUCUGUGCCUCCCUCUAGACUCUGCUGCAGGUACUGCUGCUAGAGAGAGACAGGAUGGAUGCUAUCAGUCUUUGCCAGAGUUUACAAGAAAUUCAAAGACUGCAACAAACUAAAUGUGUUAUCUGUAUUCUGCUUUUACUUCAGCUUCCUCUUAAUUCAGCUGACUGCUGUGGACAUCCUGGUCCCUUUCACUACAGACUGCAUCAAUGUGAAAAGUAAGCAGCUAGCUAAAUGAAAGAAAAAUGAUUUGGAGCAGCUUGUGACUCUAAUGACUCUAAAAGUAAAAAAAUACUGGCAGCGGCCUCCUAGUAGAUACUCCUAUGGUAUCAAUCUGAAAGUCUUAUGUCACACACUUCACAAACUUUGGUGUUCACAUUGCUCAUCCGCCCAGCAUGGUGAUGACAACACCCCAUAUACCUUAUACCUAGGGCUGAACGAAAUAUCGCAUUUGCCAUAAUAUCGCGAUAUGAUCAAGUGCAAUUUUCUAACCGCAAAGGCUGCGAUUAUACUCUGUUUACGUGACAUGCGCGAGUAAAACAUGUGAUAUGAUCAAACGAGAUUGUCUAACCACAGAGGCUGCACUCUGGUCACGUGACACAGGGAGCAAAGUUUUGAAACAGUCUACCGAGAGUGAACUAGCAAGCAAAGCUGUAGCCUACACAAUGGCCUCAGGUUCAACAGAACCAGAGCCUGCGGGGAUGCUAGUACCAAAGAGGAACUGCACAUCAGCCGUGUGGGAAUAUUUUGGGUUUAAAAGAGAUGAUGUCGCACAGAGUCAGGUACUGUGUAAAACCUGUCUUGGUAGAGUUUCUACAUCUCGGGGAAACACUACGAAUUUGUACCAGCACCUUAAGACUCAGCACAAAACAGAGUAUGAUAGAUGUAUGGCUAAAAAAUCUAGUAGUGUGCAGAAUAAACCUAGUAACGUUACUCGGCAAGGAUCACUGACCGAACUGUUUGAAGGUGUUACGCCAUAUGAACGCACUUCAAAACGGCACGUGGAAAUCACCAAAGCAGUAACCCACUGCAUCGCGAAAGACAUGAUGCCCGUCAAUACGGUGACCAAGCCUGGGUUCAAUAAUUUGGUAACUACACUGGAUAAGAGGUACAGAAUGCCCUCCCGCACGUAUUUCAGUCAGACUGCAAUACUCGAGCUACAUAUGCAGUGUAGGCGGAGGGUUGCAGCGGAGUUAAAGGCUGUUGAGUUUUUUGCGGCGACAACAGACAUGUGGUCAAGCCGUACAGCAGAGCCCUAUCAAAGUCUGACGGUGCAUUACAUUACCGAAGACCUCCACCUCGAAGCUCGCAGCCUACAAACGGCCUACUUCCCCGAAGACCACACAGGGGAAAACAUUGCUGCUGGCCUGAGAGAGGGGCUUGCGUGUUGGGAUCUCCCUGAAGACAACCUUGUCUGCAUAACGACGGACAACGCGUCAAAUAUGGUGAAAGCAGCACAGCUGAACGAAUGGACCAGGCUCCAGUGUUUCGGACACAGAUUACAUCUUGCUAUUGAAAAUGCAAUCAAAGAUGGUAGAGUAUCAAGAGCAAUUGGGCUGUGCAAGAAGUUGGUGGGGCACUUCUCGCACAGUUGGAAGAAAAAGGCAGCACUCACUGAGGCACAGAAGGAGCUUAAGCUUCCUGAGCACUCUCUCAUUACUGAGUGCCCUACAAGAUGGGGGUCCAAAGAGAAAAUGAUUGCCAGAGUGCUGGAACAGAUGAAAGCCAUAUCGCAGGUAUUGACAGGUGACCGACAUGCACGCUCCCUCAUCCCAACCUGGCAGGAUGCUGAAGUGUUGGAGUCCAUUCAUAAGGCACUGCAUCCUCUCUCCGAAUUUACUGAUGCUCUUUCUGGAGAAGAGUAUGUGAGCAUCUCCUACCUCAAGCCAGUUCUCCAUCUUCUGGCAACAUCAGUCUUGGCUGAAGAUGCUGAGGACACUGAUCUGACUAGAUCAAUUAAAACCAAGGUCCUGGCAUACCUCAACGACAAGUAUAGUGACCUCAACACCCAGGAGCUUUUGGAUGUUGCGUCGUUCAUGGACCCUAGGUUCAAAACGCAAUACAUCAGCGCAGACAACCUUCCUGCCAUUAAGGCCCGACUGAAGACAGAAAUGGUGGAAUCGGCUAGACGUACACAUAAUCAGGUAAAUCCUUGAAAAUUAUAUUUCCACAAACACAUAAUAUUUAUAUAUAAGCUAACUGCAAAACUAAUGUCUCUCUUCCCAUCUGGCAGGAGAAGAGGUCUCGCACUGAAACUGCUCAAAAUUCUCCAAGUGCACAGGCCUCUGGGGGAAAGGCAAAGAAGACUCUUGGUAGUCUUUUUAAAACCAGUGCGGCCUCUUCAGCUUUGCCUCUGCCACUUGAAGAUGUCGUGGAGGCAGAGUUGAAUAGUUACCUGUU